AUCACGUGCGCACACGUUUUCUUCAACUCAUUGUCGUUGGACCGGAGGAAUAGCGCGGAAAGGAACCAGUGGAGAAGCGAGACAUGGAACGCAAGGGAAUAUGAUUCUUUCUGAUUUUUCAAUUCUGGAGAGUUGAAGGUUUUUUUUGCUGGUGGAUAAUUCAUGGAGAAAAUGGAGAGUAGCGGUGGGAAUCACCUUCUGCUGGAGGACAGGACAGACAGUCAGACUAGGAAUUCCAAUGAGAGCUUAGGAAUAAACCUGAGGGAUCCAUCAGUAGGUUCUAAUUCAAACACUGCUGCGAUCCACAUUGGGGAUUUGAUUAGAGAGAAGGAGAGAGAGAAAGAAUUUUACCACAGCUUUGAAUUGGUUUCUCCGAGAGGAGAAGAGGAGGCUUCUGAGAGAGAAACAAAAAAUAAAUGUGCUCCAUUAUUUUUUGCAUUCACUUGGCAUGGAACCUUUGCUGAGAACUGUCGGCAUCUCCAGCAUUUCUCUCGCUUUCCAAAAAAUACUCUUCUUCAUCUCACUGCUAAAGGUUUAAGACGUCAAGAUGUAGAAUAUAUUCUCAAGAAAAUUUUGAAUCUCGGAAUUACCAACUUAUUAGUCCUUCGUGGAGACGAUCCUCCAGACAACGGAGACUUCCCGUAUGCUGUAGAUUUGAUUAAAUUCAUUAGAAGUUUGUACAACGAUAAAUUCUGCAUCGGAGUUGCAGGAUAUCCGGACACUCACCCAGAGUCACCUUCAAGAGAAUCGGACUUGUAUUAUCUCAAAAAAAAGGUUAACGCUGGUGCUAGCUUCGUAAUAACGCAAAUUCUCUUUGAAUCACGAGGAUUCAUACGAUUUGUCGAAGACUGCAGAUCGUGUGGAAUCGACGUUCCAAUAAUUCCCGGAAUCAUUGUGAUAUCAAACUACAAGGCCUUCAUGAAACUGGAGAAGAAUUGCAAUCUCACUGUUCCCAAAAAAAUUCACGAAGACUUAUCUAAAAUUGACGAGAAAAAUGACGAAAUCAGAGAUUACGGAAUUAAUCUGGCGACCAGAAUCGUUCAGGAAAUUUUGUCCACAGGAAUUGUUCACGGAUAUCACCUAUUCACUCUCAAUAAGCUAUCAGAAGCUCAGCAUAUCUCUUCCAAUUUAAUCCGAAAGCUCCGUCACCCUUCAACCUCGAGCCAAAAUUAGAGCCCGCAGAGGGGUGGAUGUCGAUCGGAAAGACCGCCAGUCACGUGGCCCCCUUACAGCGCAUGCUCGAGUUUCAUUUGCUCCACGCAGGCGCACAAGCGAUAUUUCAAUCCGAGACAGAGCGAAUGGAGAAAUGAACCGGAUCAAGUCGCCGACCUGGG
This is a messenger RNA of Diachasmimorpha longicaudata, 1334 nucleotides long. RefSeq names its product 5,10-methylenetetrahydrofolate reductase. The transcript has 7 exons. Gene Ontology annotation, molecular function: FAD binding; methylenetetrahydrofolate reductase [NAD(P)H] activity. Bases 163 to 1173 code for a protein of 336 amino acids. The record is from RefSeq and is a predicted model, not a curated record. Gene Ontology annotation, cellular component: cytosol. Lineage: Eukaryota; Metazoa; Arthropoda; Insecta; Hymenoptera; Braconidae. Gene Ontology annotation, biological process: tetrahydrofolate interconversion.